This is a messenger RNA of Lytechinus pictus (painted urchin), 5029 nucleotides long. RefSeq names its product matrix metalloproteinase-19-like. Gene Ontology annotation, molecular function: metalloendopeptidase activity; zinc ion binding. NCBI's taxonomy places the organism in Eukaryota, Metazoa, Echinodermata, Echinoidea, Temnopleuroida, Toxopneustidae. Gene Ontology annotation, biological process: collagen catabolic process; proteolysis; extracellular matrix organization. The record is from RefSeq and is a predicted model, not a curated record. The transcript has 8 exons. Bases 468 to 2384 code for a protein of 638 amino acids. Gene Ontology annotation, cellular component: extracellular matrix.
CUGCAGCUGUAAUAAGAGAGUAAAAGUGAUCACGUAUUUUCUACCGUUAUGAGCACGCAAUAUAAAGUAAAGAAACCAAAGGUGAAUGGAUAAUUAAGGUCAAGAAAAAAAAUCAAAGAGGACGAGGGUCACACAAAUUGACGGAGGUCAGAUGAUGAUAAUUACUCUCACCUGAAAUUGACAAGGCUGAUCUAUAUAUUUAGACGUAAUAUCUAUCAAAUCUCUGAACAAAUUUGGAGGAAGCACGCAAAUUUGACUCGACAAGCUCACUCUGUUGGUGCUUUCCGAUGAGCCUGCAUUUCAGUGGUGUCAAGUUUUGACAGGGGAACCAUAACGUUUUAUCAGAGGGUCUACUGCUGUUAUCCGAUAUGAGAGCCACUUGUUAAAGUUAGGGCUGUACAUAUAUUUUUAAAGUGUAUCCAUCGAAAAUCCGUUCAAUGAAAUAGUGGUAAAGGAGUUGAAAAAAAAUGUAUGCUUUUGAAAUGGGUGAUCCUUGGAAGGUUUUGAAAACAUUCAGCAUAUUAUUGUUUGUUUUAUCAUCGUUUACAUCACCGAUAUAUUCAGCUAGCGUCCGGGUGCAGUCUAGCACCCAUGUUGUGCGUACCCAUUCGACUCACGUCGUUUCGGGAACGGGAACAACCGGGAAUAUUGAAGUCGGGAAUACGGGAAAAAGUGGUCAGGAUGGUAAUGUCAUUUCGGGACAAACUUAUGAAGUAUCUGUUUCGAGAACGUCGGUCGGGACUAGUGGAAACGUAGAGAUACAUACUUCGGGAACAAGCGGGAAUACCGAGGAUACGGUUAGCACAUUGUUUCGAUAUGAACUGAUUGAUUUAGCGGGAAUAGUACGAGGCGUCCACAAUCCUGGUCGGAAGUUUCACAGAACCGUCGGGAGGAAAAUAUCACACAUGGCUUUUCUAGAAAAGUACGGAUACCUUAUUCCAAGGGGUUUGGCACAUACCUGGAGGGCUGAAAGGAAUGCACUUACUACUUUUCAGAAAUUUGUCGGAAUCAACCAAACUGGUGAGAUGGAUGACACCACACAAAUGAUAAUGGACUCCAGUCGAUGCGGGGUCGAGGACAUGCUGGGGUCAUCGCGCAUGGGCAGUAUGAAUAAACUUCAGACCAAUAGCACAAGCAAGUUUAUCCACGUGCUCGAGAACGAAGCAGUUGGCGAUGUCGAUCAGGGUAUUACGCAUCAACAUGUGGUUGUAAAGGGAUGGCGUUCAUUCAGACAUCGAUUUAGGAGAUACAGUAUUCAAGGUUCUGAAUGGAAGAAGACCAACAUCACCUACCACUUCAAGAACUUCAGUCCAGAUCUCACCGAGGCCCAGAUCCGUGAUGCCGUGGGACGAGCCUUCCAGAUCUGGGCUGAUGUGACCCCACUGACCUUCAGUGAAACAAUGGAUCCCAGUGCCGCCAACAUCAUCAUCAGGUUCGCAACGGGUCUCCACGGUGAUGGCGCUCUCGCUGCUUUCGAUGGGCCAGGGGGUACCCUCGCUCACGCCUUCUUCCCGGAGAACGGCGACCUCCACUUCGACGAUGAUGAGACAUUCAGCGUGGGCACCGAGCAGGAUACAAACCUCUUUGUCGUAGCGGCCCAUGAGAUCGGUCACAGUCUCGGAUUGGAACAUUCCAGUGACAUGGGGGCAUUGAUGUACCCCUGGUAUCUAGGAUACCAAUCUGAUUAUACCCUCUCUCAGGAUGAUAUCGAUGGUAUUCAACAGAUUUAUGGUAAACCCUCUUUAAAGCGAGAUGAGAUGGAAUUGGAUGCCGCUCCCACUAACCCGCCGAACCCCAAUCUUCCCGAUGCAUGCAACUCAACGUGGGAUGCUGCAACGUAUUACCCUCCAGACGAUGUUGUGUAUGCUUUUAAGGGUCGAUAUCUGUGGGCGAUCGCUGAUAAUGGCAUACUCCCUGGCUACCCAAAGAAAACCAAACUGGUAUUUAAAGAAGCGCCAUCUCUUGUUCAUGCCGUGCUCUCUAUUGGAAAUCGAUUGUACAUGUUUAGAGGUCGCAAAAUGUGGCGGUUCGUGGACAAGCAACUCGACGCGGGAUUUCCGAAACGCACUCCCGCGGGACUACCAUCGGGUCCCAAUGCGGGAUUCCGAUGGGGCGGGAACGGGAAACUAUACCUCUUCAAAGGGUACCGAUUCUACGAGUUUGACGAGUCGACACUCACUGUGGGCCCUCCCCAAACUAUCCGGCGACAGUGGCCCGAUGUUCCCGUUAAAAUAGACGCGGCAUUUCAAUGGAAGAACGGACGCACGUACUUUUUCAAGGGAGAUGAUUUUUGGCGGUACAAUGAUUCCAAGAUGAAAGUGUCGAACGGAUACCCGGCUUCCAAGGCAAAGUAUUGGCUGGGAUGUGAGAGCCAACCAAUGUGAAUGCAUCCAUUUACCUUACUCAGACUCUUUACAAACUAAUAUUCGAUACUCCCAUUUAUUUUAAAAAAAUGUAUGAAUACGACUUGCCGCCUUUUGAAUCUCACAACGGCUUACCCGCGAUUACCAAUCGUUAUGUCAGUGAUGAAGAAAUCGAAGAAUAGACAACCUGAGUGGGAAUCCCGCAGUCUUUCAACAAAAGCCAAUUCAAAAUCGAGCGAUGGUAUGCUAUUGAUAAUACAGUAAUAGUUUUGAUCUGGAGUCGGUUUCGUUGUCGUGACUGCGGGUUUUGGCUUCCACGACACGACGGACUCAAGAACGUCCCCCAUGACAAAGAUAAACCAAGAAGUCUUUGUCGACAAUAUUGGUGAAUCAAAACAACAGUUUCAACCUGGACUCGACCUGGCAUAUUCGCAAUUUUUCGUCAGCUCCGAAAUUUAGGACGAAACUGGUUUUCCGUUUCACUAAUUUUAGUCAAAGACCUCCCUGCUGUUCUUUGUCAUUUUGACGGGCAUUUUCAAAAGAUUUACUGUGUUCUCGAAUCAAUCCCUGUUGCAGUCACGAAAACUCUUUAUUGUAGUGGGUGUCAUCAGCUACAAGAAUUCAAUAAGAGUCUUAUAGAACGUAUAUGUUUGGUUUUAAAAUGGUAUUAUAUAUAAUCACCAUCUUUGAUAAUAAAAUAUUUAUAAAGUUUCACUAAUAGAGAUAUUACCGUUUGCUAUUCAUUAUUCUUUUGUCUGUCCACAAAUGCGUGUAUGAUAAUGGAAAUACUGAUGACUCUUAGAAAUAAAUAAAUCAAGUGUAUAAAAGGGACUACCCCAACAAUGAAAUAUUGAAUUUUCGGAUUUCAAUAUUUUAUCAUUUUUGUUUUGCCUGCAUAGCAGAGCGAAACUAUAUAUAUUGGCGCCGCUUUUCCGACGGCGGCGGCGGCGUCGUCAACAUUGAAAUCUUAACCAAGGUUAAGUUUUUUAAAUGUCAUCAUAACUUAGAAAGUAUUUAGACCUAGUUCACGAAACUUGAACAUAAGAGUAAUCUAGUAAUACUGAACAUCCUGCCUGAGUUUAAGGUCACAUGACUAAGGUCAAAGGUCAUUUAGGGUCAAUGAACUUAGACCAUGUUGGGGGUAUUUGUGGAAUUGUCAUCAUAUAACCUUGAAAUUUUAUGGAUCUAGUUCAUGAAACUUAGACAUGAGAGCAAUUACGUAUCCCUGAAGAUCCUGUGCGAGUUUCAGGUCACAUGACCAAUGCCAAAUGUCAUUUAAGGUCAACGAACUUUGAUAAUGUUGAGAUUUUGUGAAAUUGUCUUAAAAAGUUUAUGGAUCUACACAUGUAGUUCAUGAAACAUCGACAUAAUGUUAUGUAGUAUGUAUUCAUCUUCCUGUUAUCCUUUCAGCCAUUCACCUUCACUUGUUUACAAACUCCCCCAAUGUCAAUGUCAAAGAAUUCUCAAACCCCCAAUACCAUUUAACUCCUAAACCUUGACCAUAAAAAUACCAACCCUCAGUGACGUCAGCUAACUUCAAGGAACAAAAGUUCUAAGAAGUAUGACUCACACUUCCAGCCCCAGUCACUUGCACAGAGCAUCACCACACCCCUUAUACCAGAGAAAGUUUGAUAGACAGUUACCUGUAGACCAAUCAGAUCAAGUUUAGAUCAAUCCCACCUUAAAUUGUUACACCCCCAAAACUAAUGAUAUAAAUAAGACUUCUUGAUCAUUGGAGAUAGAGAAUACCAACGAUAGAAUACUAGACCCACACUAAUCCUGAUUGACUGACUUCAAGACUUAGAUGUCCAUCCAGUAUUAAUUUAACUUCACUUCGAAUCUCAACCUGAUACUUCUAAAUUAUUUUAUAUUCAUCGUCUCCUGAUAUACUCUGAAUCUUCAUGUACUUCGAACUAUAGCUGAAUGUUGAUUAAGUACCUAGUGAUUUGAACUGUAUAACUUUCUCCAAAGUUUCCUUAUUACGCUUUCCUUCAAUUAUCACCGAUCCCAUCUCAACAUAACAAUAAGGGUAAUUAAGUAUAAAUUAUUGUUUUGCACACGUCUUAGGUCACAUGAUCAUGGUCAAAAGUAAUUUUGGGUCAAUGGACAAAGUAUUUUAUUAUCAUAUAAGUGUUUACUUUUGUGAAUAAUUAUUUAGUAGCUGUUUUUAAACUCAGCAAUGCUGCUAUAUCGAAUCGCGUAUAUGCAAGCGAGACUGCCAGAGGCGUUCCACUUGUUAAUAAGACUACACUCUUGAUAUUAUGACAUAAAUAACUUAGUUCAAUUAAGUUGAACUAUUAGGUUCGUUAUUUUUGUUUUGUUUAAAUAUAUCAUGAUAAUUGUUUGAACGUAUUCAAUGGUGCGCUUAUCGAAAUUAUUUUCGUUAUAAUAUGUGUUGAUGUAAAAGGAGCGCACUCCCAAUUUCACCGGCUAGACUGAAUAUAAUAAAGUUUGAGUUUUUGUAUUGUUUGUUUGUUCUCCUCAUGGAGGUGUCGUACAUGGUCGUGUGGUCUAAGGCGCUUUCCUAGACACAUGGAAACCAUGGGUUCGAUCCUCGACCACAGCCCAUAUAUGUAAUUAGUGCUCUUAUACAUGAUCCGUAUAUCAUUAUAUUCAAAUAAAUCAAAACGCUAUGGGUAUUACUGGUAUCAAUGUGUGCACCUGCC